AUGAGUAUAAUAGAGGCAGGCAGGCAAGAUUCUAUAGUUAUCAAAGAAAAAGAUAACAAGUUCAAUAUAUUAUCAGAAAGAGAUUACAAUGCAUAUUUAAGAAAAGAACUUAGAAAUUUAGUUCUUGAAUUUGUUAGGAAAUACAAAUUGAAUAAGACAAGGCAACCAGAAAUGCAGCAAAUUUCUGAAUACAUAAUGGAAAAUAACUGUGAAGCAUUUUUAAACCGUUAUAUGGAUAUUUUAGAUGUAGAAAAGACAUUCAGAAACAGCCUGAAAAUAUCAUUAAAUUCACCAA
Molecule: messenger RNA, 295 nt
Organism: Racocetra persica
Lineage: Eukaryota; Fungi; Glomeromycota; Glomeromycetes; Diversisporales; Gigasporaceae
Source: the annotation of a GenBank genome assembly